Messenger RNA from Cygnus atratus (black swan), 1125 nucleotides. RefSeq names its product neuropeptide S receptor 1 (gene NPSR1). The record is from RefSeq and is a predicted model, not a curated record. Gene Ontology annotation, biological process: positive regulation of release of sequestered calcium ion into cytosol; neuropeptide signaling pathway. NCBI's taxonomy places the organism in Eukaryota, Metazoa, Chordata, Aves, Anseriformes, Anatidae. Gene Ontology annotation, cellular component: membrane; cytoplasm. Gene Ontology annotation, molecular function: vasopressin receptor activity; neuropeptide receptor activity.
AUGGAGGUCAGCUCCACAGAAGCCAGCAGCAGGUCCCCAGCUGGCACCAGCUGGCUGGAUUUCACCCUUGUUACCUGCACUGAGACAGUGACUUUCACUGAAGUGGUGGAAGAAGAGGAGUGGGGAUCCUUUUACUAUUCCUUUAAGACAGAGCAGCUGGUAACUCUUUGGAUCCUCUUUAUUGUCACAAUUGCUGGAAAUGCCAUUGUGCUCUUCUCUACAUGGAGGAGGAAGCGGAAAUCUCGAAUGACAUUCUUUGUUACACAGUUGGCAAUCACAGAUUCAUUCACGGGACUCAUAAACAUAAUGACUGACAUCAUCUGGCGCUACACGGGAGAUUUCAUGGCUCCUGAUAUCGUUUGCAGAGUCGUCCGCUACUUACAGGUGGUCCUCCUAUAUGCUUCAACUUAUGUCCUCGUGUCACUAAGCAUAGACCGGUAUCAUGCCAUUGUUUAUCCAAUGAAGUUCAUGCAAGGAGCAGAAAGACAGGCGAAAGUUCUUAUUGGAGUGGCCUGGAGCCUCUCUUUCCUGUUUUCGAUACCCACUCUGAAUUUUGGGAAACGGCAGCUCUCCAACGGGGAAGUGCAGUGCUGGGCUCUCUGGCCCGAUGACUCCUACUGGAUACCCUACAUGACGGUGGUUGCUUUCCUGGUGUACUUCAUUCCACUGAUCAUUAUCAGCAUCAUAUACUCAAUCGUGAUUCGAACCAUCUGGAUGAAGAGCAAAGCUCAGUCUGUCAUUAUAUCCAGCUGCCCUGAUGGGAAAACCUCCUCUGCUGGCUACACCAGUCGUGGGUUCAUAUCCAGAGCAAAAGUGAAAGCCAUCAAGUACAGCAUUGUAAUUAUUCUUGCAUUUGUUCUGUGUUGGAGCCCUUACUUUCUGUUUGAUAUCCUGGACAACUUCAACAUCCUCCCUGAGACCAAAGAGCGCUUCUUUGCCUCCGUGAUUAUUCAGAACCUGCCGGCCUUGAACAGUGCCAUCAACCCCCUCAUCUACUGCGUGUUCAGCAAUCGCCUCUGCCCGCCCUUCGAGGAAAGAAGAACACGAAGGCUGGAGGGAACUUUUCGUGACCGAAGUGAUGGAGGGCAGGAGAUGCAGGUCCUGUCCAAACCAGAAUACAUCUAG